Messenger RNA from Helobdella robusta, 783 nucleotides. RefSeq lists its product as hypothetical. NCBI's taxonomy places the organism in Eukaryota, Metazoa, Annelida, Clitellata, Rhynchobdellida, Glossiphoniidae. Gene Ontology annotation, biological process: proteasome core complex assembly. The record is from RefSeq and is a predicted model, not a curated record. The coding region runs from base 1 to 783 and encodes 260 amino acids. Gene Ontology annotation, molecular function: proteasome binding. The transcript has 6 exons. Gene Ontology annotation, cellular component: endoplasmic reticulum.
AUGGAUCUAAAUUUAAAAAGUGUCCAUGCUGCCGAUCUUAGAUCCAGAGCAAUCGAUAUCGAUGAUGAAGAUGAAGAGAAUGCAGAAGAAUUUAAUGUAGAAAUUAGAAAAAAGUUUGAGGUAACCUUGAACGUUGAUGCCAGACAAAAAUGUGACGUACUUUUGAUCAGUGCUGGUUCUGUCUUUUCAAAUUAUUUGGAAUGUUGUGUAUAUAAUUUACCUACCUGUAAAUUAGUUGGUAAUGUGGUUGAAGUUGGUGAAUCAUCAACAAAAAUUAAUAAAAUUUGUCAUUUAAGCGAUACAUCGAAUGCUAAAAUUUAUGCUAUCAAUGCUGAGAAAGUUAAUGAUGAAGAUUCUUAUCACUGGACUGAAAAAGUCAUUGAAGCAGUGUGUGAUGCAAGCUCCAAAAUUUUUGUCCUACUGAAUGAUAAUUUGAGAUCUUACAAAUGCUGGCAGUCAGCUGGCGAUUCAUCUGAACUUUUUGUGAAGUAUUUGAGUUCAUCAUUUAUUAAGAAUGAUGAUACAGUAAGGUCAUUCUCAUGUCUUGAACAGCCCAACAUUAUUAGUGGCCUAUCUGCUCAAAUUCUUACUUAUGCCGAGUUGAAUGGUUUGCAUUGUGUGGUGUUUGUCAUGUUCCACAGUAUUGACUUUCCAUCGUCAUUCCUCACAAAAUUCUUCAAAAAAUCAAAUAUCAUAAAUGUCUGUCAGGUUGACAGUGAGAAGUUGAAACAAUUCGAAAUGAAACUUCAUUCACAGUCCGCCGCCAGUGGUCUUUACAUGUGA